AUGUUGAGUAAAUUUUUAGCUUUGAUUUUACUACUCUUGUCAGUAGAUGCCAUCAAUGUUGGUUCUUGUUCCAUCCUGAAUGUCAAUAAUGGUUAUCAUGUUGAUUAUAUUGAUAAUGAUUUCAACGAUUGUGGAGCUGGUCCAGAUAACUACACUGCUUGUCUUGACUAUCUUUCUGUUAUUGAUUCAAAAACAGCAUCAGUUCAAAUGGAUAACGUGAAAAAUCUUACCUUCCAAUUCGCUGCUGGUCAGGGUGAUGUUCCUUCUACCCCAUCAUAUCAAACCCUUUAUGGAAAAACUGUUAAUGUCAAUAACUUCGGGUUAAGAAUUACAGGAUAUUUUUAUGCUUCACAAACUGGUGAAUAUAAGAUCACCUUCAACCAUAUUGAUGAUGCAGCUGCCUUAUAUUUCGGGAACAAUGAAGAUUUUGACUGUUGUAGCGAAAUCACAGAAGCUGUUGGUCCUUCAGCUGCUUUGAAUGGUUUAUUCCCAGCCGCUGAAUACAAUUACACUGUCACGUUGCAACAAGGAUAUUAUCCAAUGAAGGUGCUUUAUGUUAAUUAUAGAGGAAAUGCCAGAUUCCAAAUGACUGUUGUUUACCCUGAUCAAACCCUGAUAACUUCCGAUAAUUUUCCAGGUGAUUCCCCAACCAUAGAUUCUACUUGUGUUGUCGAAACCACCACUAUCACUUCCACCUGGACUGAAACUUUCGGAACAACUUAUACUGUCACUCCAACCGAAACUGGUAAUGUCACAGCUACAGUUAUAGUUGAACUUCCUCCAUUAUCCACAACAACCAUCACAGGUUCUACUCCUACUACCUAUACCACUGAAAUCACCACUGGUUCAGUUCCUACUACUGAAGUCGUUGUUGUCACUACUACUCCAAUAUU
Molecule: messenger RNA, 893 nt
Organism: Yamadazyma jaroonii
Lineage: Eukaryota; Fungi; Ascomycota; Pichiomycetes; Serinales; Debaryomycetaceae
Source: the annotation of a GenBank genome assembly